Thalassophryne amazonica is the source of this 2802-nucleotide messenger RNA. RefSeq lists its product as uncharacterized. The transcript is spliced from 3 exons. Bases 26 to 910 code for a protein of 294 amino acids. Gene Ontology annotation, cellular component: external side of plasma membrane; membrane raft. Gene Ontology annotation, molecular function: MHC class II protein binding; protein tyrosine kinase binding. NCBI's taxonomy places the organism in Eukaryota, Metazoa, Chordata, Actinopteri, Batrachoidiformes, Batrachoididae. The record is from RefSeq and is a predicted model, not a curated record. Gene Ontology annotation, biological process: interleukin-15-mediated signaling pathway; T cell activation; positive regulation of ERK1 and ERK2 cascade.
GACACACAGUGAAUGUGGAUGCACGAUGGACACAACAGAGCUGUUUGUGCUGCUCACCUGUCUGCUUCCUGCAGGUGUGACCUGUGGGAAAGAGGUCGUGUUUGUUCACAGCAGAAUUGGAGGUGAGGUCCACCUGCAUUGCACCAACAUGGUUUCUCCAAACUGCUCAUCCAUCUCUUGGAGCUUCUACAAGGAGACGCAGGUGCACUACUUUAAGGUGGUCAGCUCGGGGCAGGUGAACUUGAAAUCAAAUAUGUCCAAACGCGUGACGUUCACAUACAACUGCUCUCUGCACCUCCGCAACCUGAAGGCCGAGGACGCUGGCACCUACAUGUGCCAGGCAGUCCUGGCAGAAGGGGCAGAGCAGCCGGUAACCACCCACGUCUAUUUGUCUUUGCUCACCAUCUCCUCACCGUCACUGAUCACAGAGCUCCAGCCCGGAGGAGACCUCGUCCUCAGCUGCAUCAUCUUCACUUUCUACGAUCCUGGGAACUGUAAGACGUACACCAGCAGCGAGUUCAGCCUCAGCUGGACGUCCGAGGACGGAACCCAGCUGCUCAGCGGCAGCAGGUUCAAGCUCUUUAACGCCUCUCGCUGCAACGUCACUCUGACUAUGAAGCUGCAGGAGGAGGACAAUGACCGUACAUGGAGGUGUCAGGUGAAGACCACGCACGGUGCUGUGACAUUUCUGGACUUCACGUCCACCUUUUUGUUCCAGUGGCCUUCCACCAGCCAGGGUUUGACCCCGGCCACUGACACAGGCCGCACAGUGGAGCUGCCCGUCACUCGCAUCAUGCUGUGUGCAGCUCUGACAGUGGUGGUGCUCAUUGUGUGCGUCUUCACGUGGAGACAGGGUGGUAAAACAGCCAAGGAAUCAGUCAAUACCUUGGAGCUGCAGCUCACUAACUAACAAGCAGUUGGUCCUCAUGGUGCUCCUCCUUACAUCUGUAACAUUCUGUUUUUUCUUUUCCCUCUGGAUGUUACAGCACACAGGUAUUGGUUGGAUUGUCAGCAGGAUUCGUGGGCAGUCACACUGCAGACUGGUAACACAUUUUUCCAUCUGUAGGACAAGAAACGUGAUAAUGUCUGCUCCAGGUGUCAAGUGGCACUGUGCAUCCACCGCAUAAUUCAGCCGCUUUGCAUUCUGGCUAUUCUUAUUGUAUCCAUGUAGUCUGAAAACUUUGCUUCAAAAACUUAUUUUCUAUCAUGAUGUGUAUUUACAGAAACACAUAAAUGUUCACAAAAUAAAUAAAGGAAUAUCAUUUUGGAAAUGUCAGUGAAACAAGCAGUAAUUACCUUUUUGAGGACACCAGACAUGGGCUUAGGUGGCCACCAGAACUAAACUUUGAUGGCCACCAGAACUAAACUUUGAUGGUUACCAGAACUAAGCUUUGGUAGUCAGUAAAACAAAGCUUUGGCAGUCACCAGGAUUAAGCCUUGAUGGCUACCAGAAUGAGGCUUUGGUGGUUACCAGAACUAAGCUGUGAUGGCCACCAGAACUAAGUUUUUGUUUUUACCAGAACUAGGCUUUGAUCAUCACCAGAAUGAAGUUUUAGUGGUCACUAGUACUAAGCUUUGAUGGUCACCAGAACAAAGCUUUUUGGUCACCAGAACUAGGCUUUGGUGAUCACUAGAACUAAGGAUUGGAGGUCACCAGACCUAGGAUUCAUUGGCCAAAAGGUGUAUGGUAUGAUGGUCACCAAAACUAAGCUUUAGUUUCCACCAAACUUAUGAGGGGCAACUGAGAGGUUUUGAGCCUGGCCCAGAAAGGAUGUAGUUCUCACUCUUUUGCAUUCUGAAAAAUGAGAAUGUGUGAAGUUUUGACUCAUUGGGUGGUGUUGAGAAAUGUUGGUUUCUUAGAAUGCAAAUUAUGGAGAACCACGCUUUAUUUUUUCUGGGUCAGGCUCAAAACAUCUCAAUCGUCCUUCAAAGGCUGUGGUGGCCACCAGGCCUAGGAUUUGGUGGCCACCAGAUUUAGGUUUGGAGGUCACCAGACCUUGGCUGUAGUAGCCACAAGGCUUAUGCUUUGGUGCUCACCAGAACUAAGCUUAAGUGGCCAACAGAUCUAGGAUUUGGUGGGGACCAGGACUAGGCUUUGGUGGUCACUGGAACUAAGCUUUAGUGGCCAGUGGGCACAUCAAAUAUGCUUUAGUGGCCACCAGGCCUAGGCAUUAGUAAUCACCAGAACUACGCUUUAGUGGCCAUCAGGCCUAGGCUUUGGUGGUCACCAGACCUAAUUUUUGGAAAUAAAAGAAACUGACAAACAGGCUCAUUUCACACAACGUGUAACUUCAAAACCACAUAAAUGUUGGGAAAGUGAGAGAAGGGAGAUGUGUCUGCUUCAGUUAGUUUCAAACAAAAUCCUUUCUGCAGGGUUGUGUGGAGACAUGACCAUGUUGUUUGACUUUUAGAACAUAGCCACUGUGAAACAAUCCCAAAGUAACAGUUCUCUGAGUUUGCACAUUUUUGUGCAGAAGUCUUUCGCUUACUGACAACCGCGCCUGUUCCUCAUCCAUCAUCAGACCUGCAUCCACUAACCAUCCAGCAGGUGGCAACAUAUCUGCACUAUAUCACAUAAGAAAAGCAAAGUUAUAUCAAAGUUCACCAAAUUUUCCUGACUCCAUCCUCAUUUUGCAUCCUUUGCAUUUGAAGAGUGAAAAAUUUAAUGGUGGUUCUUGGUUUUGAUUUAUUGUGUUUAUAAUUUGUGAGAGACAAAUCGUCUGUCUCGUUUCUGGUCACUGCAUAUUACAGAGUACAUGCCUAGACUUAGGGGAGGUGAUGGUCUAGUGGUUCAGCGUUGGG